Molecule: messenger RNA, 396 nt
Organism: Macrosiphum euphorbiae (potato aphid)
Lineage: Eukaryota; Metazoa; Arthropoda; Insecta; Hemiptera; Aphididae
Source: the annotation of a GenBank genome assembly
AUGUGUCCCAGUACUCUUGAUUUUGCCCUUUCUCUUCACGAAGUCCGUCGAGUUAAAGGCAUGCGCAUGUUGCUCCUCUGGCUCAUCUACUACCAUGUCAUCAGUGCUUCUGUCACCAGCCGCCGGUCUAGUGAGGCGGUUAGUCGGGGGGUCCAUGUGGACCAACAUGGAGAUUGCGUCUCUGCCUCAUUUGUGACGACCUUCGGUAUCGCAGCGGCCGCUGCAUCAUCCGUGGUGCUGUUCUUGGAGUGUUUAAUCUUAUUACUUUAUUUAAUGCAUAUAACCUCCACAUUGAAUACUUUGGUGACAUCCUUUCGGCUUUCCCUUAGUCUCUUCACAACUGCUAGUAGGUCAGCGAUUAUUACUUUAGUUGGCUCGCUGAGGAGUUUUUCGUGA